AUUCGAAUGGCGGGAAGGAAUCAGAGCCCAAAGCCUACGGUAUAACCUAAAAUAAAUAUUUAAAACAAAAUUUUCCACUGAUUAAUUUGGGCUAAAAUGGGAAAGAGAAAAAAAUUUAGGGUUUCACGCGAUGAAGAAGAGGAGGAAGAAGUUGUCCAAGAAGAAGAGGGAAAUCAGUCUUCUUCAAAUGAAAGGAGCUUAUAUGAGAUUCUCGGUGUUGAAAAGGCAGCAUCCCAGCAAGAGAUUAAGAAAGCAUAUUAUAAGUUGGCACUGAGACUCCAUCCUGAUAAAAACCCUGGUGAUGAGGAAGCCAAAGAGAAGUUUCAGCAAUUGCAGAAGGUUAUAUCUAUUCUCGGUGAUGAGGAGAAACGGGCAGUGUAUGACCAAACUGGUUGCAUUGAGGAUGCUGAUCUUGCAGGGGAUGUUGUUGAGAACUUGAGAAACUUUUUCAGGACCAUGUACAAAAAGGUCACCGAGGCUGAUAUUGAAGAGUUUGAAGCAAAUUACAGGGGGUCUGAUUCGGAGAAGAAAGAUUUGAUUGAUCUUUAUAAGAAGUUCAAGGGAAAAAUGAAUAAGCUCUUUUGUUCAAUGCUUUGUUCGGAUCCUAAGCUUGAUUCACACCGUUUCAAGGACUUGCUUGAUGAGGCAAUAGCUGCUGGAGAACUGAAAGAAACCAAAGCCUAUAAGAAAUGGGAAAAGAAAAUUUCUGAAAUGAAGCCGCCUACGAGUCCCCCGAGGAGAAAGGGGAAAUCGAUUAAACGGCCUGAACCGGAUCUACUUGCAAUUAUAUCUGAGCGUCGAAAUGAGAGGAAAGACCGAUUUGAUUCCAUGUUUUCAUCACUGGUGUCCAGAUAUGGGGGUAAUGCUGAGUCUGAACCCACUGAAGAAGAAUUUGAAGCUGCAAAGAGGAAAGUUGAAAGCCGAAAGGCCUCCAAUAAAUCAAAACGGAAGCGGCAGUAGGUCUUACCAAGAUUUCUUUAUGUAAAUUUGGAUGUGGUGAGAAAUAUGCAAAGUGCAAACAUUGUUUUAACUGUCUGGAUGCGAAUUGCCUCAACUGCUCCAAAAUGUUGCCUUUGUUCUAGUUAAUUAAAAAUUUAAGGUUCAUUUGAAUCUGUCUUA
Messenger RNA from Hibiscus syriacus, 1119 nucleotides. RefSeq names its product chaperone protein dnaJ 6-like. The record is from RefSeq and is a predicted model, not a curated record. Lineage: Eukaryota; Viridiplantae; Streptophyta; Magnoliopsida; Malvales; Malvaceae. The coding region runs from base 97 to 960 and encodes 287 amino acids. The transcript has 8 exons.